UGAGGUCGUAAAUUAACACGUGUACUCGCCAUUAUUACACGUCGUGUUCAUGUUGAUUACAGUAUGAUAGCAGACACUUGUUCACUCGGACUCGACACAAUCAAUCGCCACACGGACAGUCGGGUGGCGCUACGCUACACUGCUAAAUUAGUUGAUUUCUACGUAAAUCAAUGUGAACCUAAUGUCUCCGUCUAUUUCCAAUUAAUGUCCAAUGGUCUUCAAUUAUCCUAGGAACGUUAGAAGUAAAUGAUCAUGCUCCCAGUGCUGUAGAGAUGGAUGGUUUUCAGUUCGCAGAUACAUCAUUUCUCGGCUCCACAAGGAUUUAACACAGCGGCCCUACUACUACUCUACACCAUGACUGGGAAGGCACUAGGGGCCAAAGUGUCCAGUUUCUUUGAUAUACCGGAAAAACGAGUCCAUGCUGCAGGAUCUAGUGUCAUAUCAUACGCUUGUGACCCAAUUCACGAUGAUACUGGAAGAUCCAUGAAAAAGGUCUUUUACGAGAACACUUACCAGCUGGAUCCUCCCGCGAAAUUCAGGGCUGAUAAGAUUACUCCCAUCAUUGAGGGCAUUCUACAAACAAACCUGGAAGGUCGGAAGUAUGAUCCUAUAGAAUGUUCACUGUUGUCGAAAUCUCUGUCCGAAGAGAUAAAGCACCGAGUCAAAGAACUUAACUUUAAAAGGUACAAGACGGUGUGUACAGUGACAAUAGGACAAAAGAAUGACCAGGGGGUCCGGAUUGGAAGCCGAUAUCUGUGGGACCACGACCGUGACAACUACGCCGCCGCCUCCUUCCACAACAAGCACAUCUUCGCCGUGGGGACUGUGUACGCCGUAUACUUCGAGUGAUUACAUCGCCCGACACCCAUUACAAUGUUAUUUAAUAUUUCGCGUUCAAUAACGCUUCAAUCAAGACAAAGUCUGUCUUAGACAAAGUGAAAAAAAUGACAUUGUCUAAAUGAAGAGUAUGGAUCUAGUGUCAAAAUAUUUGCUAGAACCCAGUACUUAUUAUACAAAUAUUGACAUUUGUUUUUUCCUUGCAAAGAAGUUCACUUUUUGAUAUAAAGAAACUGGCUCUAUCAAGUUAAAUAUUCAAUUUUAUUUAACAUAUCAUAGGCUAUAAUACAAAGAAACAACUCACAGAAUACAAUACUUUGAAUUCAUUUUCUGAUAACUGGGUCAUGUACAAUAUUGAAAUAACUCAAAUCGUACUUUCAGUCUACAUAUACAUAUAUUUUGUAAAAAUGUAUAAAACAAUAAAUUAUGUGGUAUAAAUAUAUUUAUAAAACUAAUAUAUUUUCAGAUAACAGUUAUGGGAAUGGACGAUGCCAUCAUAUACAAUGAAUUAAUCGCCAUGCUUGAAAACUGUUUAACACAUUGUUAGAAAGAUAAACAUGUAUAUAUAUUGCACUAGUAUAAGUGAAAAUGAUUCACUUUUUAAAUGUAUAAAUGUUUCCACAAGAUCACCGUCCAUGCUUGGAGUACAAUUCCUGCCAAAAUAUUGUAAUAUUAUUAAAGUUGUUAUUUUGU
Messenger RNA from Pecten maximus, 1530 nucleotides. Its product is annotated as tctex1 domain-containing protein 1-B-like. Bases 277 to 849 code for a protein of 190 amino acids. Lineage: Eukaryota; Metazoa; Mollusca; Bivalvia; Pectinida; Pectinidae. The record is from RefSeq and is a predicted model, not a curated record. Gene Ontology annotation, molecular function: dynein intermediate chain binding. The transcript has 4 exons. Gene Ontology annotation, biological process: microtubule-based movement. Gene Ontology annotation, cellular component: cytoplasmic dynein complex; cytoplasm.